GUAAUAGAGAGAGCAAAAAAGGAAAGAGAGAGUGUGUGUGAAUUAGGUUCGGUAUGGAAUAUAGGGAAACAGAGCGAGUGAAAUGUAUAUCGAUUUAUCGAUACUCUGAUCUUUGUUCAACACAAGCGAUUUGCGUUCACUCUUUUGAAAAAAAAAAAAGUUUACAAACGCAAUUAUUAUUAUAGAAGAUGGACGCUGAUGAAUAUGAAAAUUUCUAUAGAGACCAGAUAGAGAAAUUGAAACAUAAUUGGAACCAAAUUUUUAGUGGUGAAAUUCCAGAGAGAACGAUUGGGAUAACCCCAAUUAAUAUACCGUCUCCCAGACAGCGAUAUUAUGUUAGUCCAGAAAAUAUGAGCAGCUUCUUUCAAAAAUACGGAGAAAUUGAAUCAACAAACAUUCGAUGUGAAAACAAUGUCCUUGUUUGUGGUCUUAUUCAAUAUAAAGAUUGCAAAGUUGCUAAUUAUUUAGUUGAACAAGGUAAAAUCUCACUUUAUGAUAUGGAAUAUGAGAUAAAACCAAUGAACGAAUUUAGAGAUGAUCAGCACAGAAAUGUUAAAAUAAUUGAACGUAUCGGAAAAUUAUCAUUGGUUGAGGUAAAAAAGUUUGGAAAAUUGACACAAAAUACGCAAAAUAAUAUUUUCACUGUCCUGAAUGAUGACUGCUUGCACCAAAUAUUCAAAAAAUUUGAUCAAAUGAGUGAUUUUCAUUCCAUUGCAAAUGUUUGCAUUAAAUUUAAUCGAAUCUCAAAAGAAGCAUUUUCAUCCAAAUUAAGGCAAACAACUGUAUCAUUUACAGAUUUAAUGCAUGAUAGAAGUGAUGUUACAUUGUCUGAAAUUGAUCGAUUUUUAACUAAUUUUGGUAGCUCGAUUUUUUGUGCAAGCACGCUUUGUGGUUCAUUUUUGUUUGAAGAUAUACCGGACAUAUCAGAAAUUUUAUUAAAAUUAAUCUAUAAGCACUGCCCAAAUCUUAUGGAACUCCAUGUGUCCGCAGUGAAUAUCACAAAAAGGACUCUCCUUGACAUUUGUCUGCUUCUUUCGCAAUUAAAAUGCUUACAAAUCAAUUUAACACCCGAAUCAGUUUUUGGUCCAUUUAAUGAUUGUUUGGUUCAUUGUACUCAGUUGGAGACUUUGAAUAUAAAUGGCUUUAAUCGUAUUCAAUACACUUUACCUGCGAUCACAUUUUCAAAGUUGAUUAAUUUUGAAAAGACUGUUGAUGAUAUAUCUUGUGAUGAAUUUUUAACACAUAAUCCCCAAAUAGAAAGAUUAAAUAUUAAUUAUUCGCCAAAGUUAUGUGAAAUAAUUUCUAAUAAAUUGUCAAACAUUCAGUCGUUAAUUUUGCAUGUCGGCGUAUAUGUGUUUACUGAAAUAGAUAAUAUACACUUAAGGCAUCUCAAAUAUCUAGAUCUCAAUUUAUUUCUUAACAUAAAUGAUAAUUCAAUAAGGAAUUUGUAUAUAUUUCCAAUGAAAAAUAUAACACAACUUUGGCUUUAUACUCCUGGUAUCUUUGAUCAAAACCUUUUAAUUGAAUUAACAAAAAAUUUCCAUGCCCUCAAAAAUUUAACCAUCCAAUCAAUCGACUAUGAAAAUUUGGAGCCUACAAAUCAAAUUACAAUGGCCGUGCUGAAAGAAAUGUUGCAAUACGGUAAGCAAUUGUCAGAAUUAACAAUAUAUUGCUCAGAUAACUAUAUCUUUUAUUUUGCGGCAAAAGAUUAUCACGAAGUAUUGGAAAUCAUUAAGAACCGUGCCAAUAACAUAAAAUUAAACAUUAAUAUUGAAUGUAAAAUAACAAAAAUGGUGUAUAUGAAAUUUAAUCCUUCACAUUCUAUAGAAAGAUUCAAAUACAUUAAUUUAAAUAUGUUCCCAAAGUGGUUGACCAUUUCAGUAAACUAUAGUUAUGAUCAGUGGGGUAACUAAGGGCAGCCAAAUGUAGAGUCAAAUAGAGGAUUUGAUAAAAAUCCAUUCAAAUGAAAUACUAUAUUGUUUUAUUGAAGAUUUUAUUGUAUUCUCUUCAUGGAUGGCACCAUUAUGACCAAAUAAAACAAUUGACAUCACGAAAAAAUGCAAACGAAUAGUGUUGAGAUUUUGAAGGAAAAAUAGAGACAAGAUGAAGAAUUGCGUGAAAAAUUUUUAAUUUUAAGAUUCGAGCUCAUCGCUUGCACAUUUUAACAGUUCUUUAGAUUUAUACAAUUGAAAAAAAGAACAAUAAUAUGAAUGUAUCUGUUGAAUCUGUUUGGAUUACCCGAGUGGAACAAAAGGCAUUCUGAUGCUAGAGCAUAUGAUACAAUUUGAAAAAGAUACUAAUUAAACUCAAUGUACAAUAAUUAUACUUUGGUAAGAAUAAUAAAUUGAUAUCCAAUUGUAAUGAAAUGUUUUGUUCAAAUUUCUCAAUGAAUUAAAUAAAAAAUUAGGUAAUUUUGAAAAAAUA
This is a messenger RNA of Contarinia nasturtii (swede midge), 2424 nucleotides long. RefSeq lists its product as uncharacterized. Bases 189 to 1913 code for a protein of 574 amino acids. The transcript has 3 exons. NCBI's taxonomy places the organism in Eukaryota, Metazoa, Arthropoda, Insecta, Diptera, Cecidomyiidae. The record is from RefSeq and is a predicted model, not a curated record.